AAAAAAACACACAUCAUUGUAAAAUCAAUGCAUUCAACGUUCCCUUCAGAAUCUAAAAUCAUAACAUAUUUUUUUGUUAAAUAUAUUGGGGAAGCAGAAUAACAAAACGCGCUCUGGUGGAAACGAUUUGUACUUUCCGAUUCGGGAUGCAUAGUUUUAUAUUGGUUAUUUUACUUUUUAUAGCUAAUUGUAUACGUUAGUAAGUACAAUUUCUACUAAUAUUAUCAAAUACAUUCAAAUACACUUCACGUAAAGCAAAAUGUAUGCGAAAUGUUGGGAAAAUACAUACAAUCUCCCGACUCCACGUAGGGGGGAACCCGCCCAACCAUCAGUACGAUAGGCGUCAACAGCGCUCCCAGUGUUAAUCUGUCUUCUCAAUUUCGUUAAUAAUACACAUUUUACCUACAAAAAUGUUAAUUAUUAAAUAUUUAAUUAAACCUAAUAAUCAAAUGCCUAUUAUAAGGGUAGGUACAAAACGUAUAAAGUACAAAUUACGAGUAAAGGUACUUUAGUAUCAUAGAACAGGUAUUACAUAGUAUUUAGUCACAAAGACGGUCAUGGCUAAAUAUUAUAUACCUCGUAUUUAGCCAUGAAGACGGCUUUCUAGUUAUUGCAUAUCCAUGGUUAUCCAUGGAUGGUUGUGACCACGGUAUCUCAUCGUGGUUGUAACCAUGAAUUAAGAUAUACUGGAUAACCUAACCUGUGAUAAGUGAAGUCCGCACCUUCUUACGUUGUGGCAGGACUUCUAGCGCUUUAUACGAUUGUUCUGUGUUUACCGGGAGAAUAAGUAAUUAAAUGACGAUAGUUCAUUAUUCUCCCGGUUAACACAGAACAAUCCCAUAAAGCGCUAGUAGUUCUGCCGCAACGGAAAAAGUUAUUGCGUCGAAAUAUGAGUUGAUAUAAGGCACUCCGUCCUACCAUCAAUGCCAGGCGAACAUAACCUAACCAUAAACCUGAGAGAGAAAGAACAUAAAGUAGUGAAGGAGUCCACCAAAGAAGCUGUAUACAUUUUUCUAUUUCGUUUCUUUCGUUUCUUUCUUCAAACGGCAAACAUUUUAAGCAUUACUGUGACACGAUAAUCCUUUCAAGGGAAAUACGCAAUCCAGUUGGAAGAAACAAAUUGUAUCGCGACCAUGGAACCGACAAGGAGACAAGGUGCACUAGCUGGGAGCAUAGGGCCCGACAAUCUUGAUGAUGAAAUGUCAAUUGAUGUUGAAUUUGAGGGCCGCAGUCCAGAAGUCAAAGAUUAUCAUUGUAUUAAACAGUUAUUACAACAACUAUUCUUAAAAGCUCCAGUAAACCUGUCUGAUAUGACUUCAAUACUGAUUCAUCAACCCACCAUUGGCUCAGUUAUAAAGCAAGUUACUGAUGUGGAUGAUGAAGAGGAAGAUGGAGAUGAUGACGACCAAAUACUUGGGAUAACUUCAGUUAUCAAUAUUACGGAGAAGACAAGUGAAUGUGUAGAAAAUUUACACAAAUUGAUUUUGGACUUAAAUAACCAACAUAGUGAUAGUGACACAACACUAUUUGUCAACCGAUUGUUGAGUGAUGAUGAUAAUCAAGUUGGGCUGUUAAUAAACGAAAGAUACGUCAACAUACCUUCAGUUAUAUCAGUGCCAUUAUUUCAAGCUCUUAGCAAGGAAAUGUUCAAGCUAAAAAAUGAGAAACAAUCAUACAAUUUUGAUUAUCUUAUUAUGAUAUGCAAACUGUAUAAAGUGAAGAACGAUAAGAAGGGAAACAAAAGUUUUGAAAACUCAGAAAUAAUAUGGGCAAAUGGUGAAGAGGAGUUCUUUGACAAAGUAGCAGAUUACAAGUUUGAGUUUUGUGUGCAAAAUGACCAGGGAUCUGCCUUGGCUGGCAGCUGGGUAGAAUCAGAUCCUGGAAUGAUUGCUUUUAGACGUGUUCUGAUUUUCACUAUGGACAAAUUCUGUUCACUAACUAACCAACUUCAAUCUUUAUUUGCGAACAUUGAAACCGAAUAUCAGCAUGAAAGUUAAUACACUUUUUAUAACACCUACAUACAUUUUUUUUUUUAUUAAGUAAAGUAAAAUAAAUAAAUUGAGUUGUAUUUUUAACAAUGUAAUCUAACGGCAUGUAAUAAAAUUUACAAUUUUA
Acyrthosiphon pisum (pea aphid) is the source of this 2115-nucleotide messenger RNA. RefSeq names its product protein BCCIP homolog. Lineage: Eukaryota; Metazoa; Arthropoda; Insecta; Hemiptera; Aphididae. Gene Ontology annotation, cellular component: nucleus. The record is from RefSeq and is a predicted model, not a curated record. The transcript is spliced from 7 exons. The coding region runs from base 1134 to 1997 and encodes 287 amino acids.